Molecule: messenger RNA, 1875 nt
Organism: Vanessa atalanta (red admiral)
Lineage: Eukaryota; Metazoa; Arthropoda; Insecta; Lepidoptera; Nymphalidae
Gene: Las
Product: lipoyl synthase, mitochondrial
Exons: 8
Coding region: 223-1317 (364 amino acids)
Biological process (GO): lipoate biosynthetic process
Cellular component (GO): mitochondrion
Molecular function (GO): lipoate synthase activity; 4 iron, 4 sulfur cluster binding
Source: RefSeq, a predicted model, not a curated record
UGACUGUUGUGUCAUUUUAAUUUGACGUCUUAAUUCUAAUAAUAUUUGAUUUCAUAUUGAUAAUAAAUUAAAGACAGAAUGUCUUACGUUGACUUGUGAACUCGUGUUUAGUACUUGACUGGGUUAAUCAGUCAGAAUUAUAUAUCUUGCGCGUAGGGUCCUGCACUGUUCUUAUUUAACUGAAUCUCACUUCUCAGAUUUUAUCUAAAAAAAAAUACAAAAAUGUUAAGAAAGUCUCUAAAUUUAGUGCCAAGACGUCACGAGGUGCAACAAUAUGCAUACUCCAGUAAGCUGGAUACAAUAAGAGAGAAGUUGAGAGAAGGGCCUGGCUUAGGAGAUUUCAUAUCUGAGGAUAGACCCAAGAACUGGGAUGACUAUGAAGGGAAAUUGAAAAGAGAGAAGGGAGAAUCUGAAAGAUUGCGGCUGCCACCUUGGCUGAAGACAUCCAUACCUACCGGUUCUAAAUUCAGUGCUAUUAAAGAACAAUUACGAAGCCUUAAACUGAGCACAGUCUGUGAAGAAGCGAGGUGUCCUAACAUUGGAGAAUGUUGGAGCGGCGGCAAACAUGGCACAUCAACAGCAACUAUUAUGCUUAUGGGUGACACCUGCACUCGUGGCUGUAUGUUUUGCUCAGUUAAAACAUCUAGAGCUCCACCUCCUUUGGACCCAGACGAACCAAGGAAUACUGCUAAAGCAAUAUACGAAUGGGGCCUUGGCUAUAUCGUGCUUACUUCGGUUGAUAGAGAUGACUUGCCUGAUGGAGGUUCAUGUCAUAUUGCUGAAACUGUUAAAGAAAUUAAGAGGCAAAAUCAAGAAAUCCUUGUAGAAUGUCUAGUACCAGAUUUUCGUGGGAACCGCGACAGUAUAGGAACAAUAGCGAAUUGUGGUUUGGACGUGUUUGCUCAUAAUAUCGAGACAGUGGAACGACUGACUCCCUUUGUGAGAGACAAACGAGCCGGUUAUAGACAGACCCUCAAGGUCUUAGAGACGGCGAAGGAAAUAAAUCCAGAUCUGAUAACCAAAUCCUCCAUAAUGUUGGGCCUCGGCGAAACGGACCAACAGGUGGAACAAACAAUGAAAGAUCUCAGGGCAGUAGGAGUAGAUUGUGUUACACUCGGCCAAUACAUGCAACCAACGAAACGUCACCUCAAAGUACACGAAUACGUCACACCAGCUAAAUUCAAGGAGUGGGAGGAACUCGGCAACAAACUGGGCUUCCUGUACACAGCCAGCGGACCCCUAGUGAGGUCCUCGUACAGAGCUGGAGAGUUCUUUAUAUCCAGCCUUUUAAGAGAUAGAAAAGCAAAGAGUAUUUGACCGGAGGAUCAUUAGACGUUUGUAAAAUUUAUAAAAAAGUGUAAAUAGAUUUAGUUGUAUAUAACUUUGUAUAAAGUUUAACCAUUUCAAAAUAGUUGGAUGAAAUAAAUAUUUAAAAAAAUAAUAUCUUUUUUAUUAGGAGUAAGAAGAGAGGCCACUGAUUGAAUUACCUUGUGACCAGUUGUCAGCCCUUCUGCUCGUAGUUAUUUUGUAGUAAUGAAAUUUCUUCAAUUCACCCAAACACUAGCAUUUUAAAUGUCACAGCUGGACAUAAGUUUUUCUUAAUUGGCGUCAACAAGUUAGGUGAAUUCUGCUCUUUCUGGUUUAAUGUUUUUAGUAAGUCAGCAGUGUUCUCUGCACUUUUACCGAUUCGUGGAUUACAUUUGAGUGUAUAACAGCUAUAUAAUAAUGUAUUCUUAUAGCCCUUGUGCUCAUGAUUCAUUAGUUAGUGUGUUGCAUAACCCCGAAAAGCCAUGUAUCGUGGCUUCUUCACAAAACGUUUUUGACAAACAAAUGUAGUAUUUUAAUUAAAAUAAAAGUUUUUUGCUUAUAGUGAGA